Molecule: messenger RNA, 570 nt
Organism: Rubroshorea leprosula
Lineage: Eukaryota; Viridiplantae; Streptophyta; Magnoliopsida; Malvales; Dipterocarpaceae
Source: the annotation of a GenBank genome assembly
CUAAACAUGCUAGUAGUCUUCUCAGUUUUGUCUGUUUUUGUUGUACAUUAAUUCAAAGAUCUUAAUUUGGUUUUCUGUUCUUUCAGAAGCAGCAGAAAAUUAUGAAGACAAUGAGGGAUAUCAUAAAGGAAAGACAACACGAUGCAGAAGAGACAAAGAAACAGAGAUAUGACUUCUUGGACCACCUCAUUGACGAAAUGAAGUCUCAGAGUUUCUUAACAUACGAUUUCAUUACUUAUGUCAUGUUUGCUCUUAUGUUCGCCACCAUGGAGACGAUUCCGGCUACAUUAACUCUGGCAAUCAAGUUUAUGAAAGAACAUCCUCUUGUGCUGCAAGAGUUAAUGAGAGAACAUGAGGUCAUCAUGAAAAAGAAAGAAGAUGCUAAAUGUGGACUGACUUGGGAAGAUUACAAGUCAAUGACUUUUACAAUGAAUGUGGAAUACAGUGAAGGAAGGUAAAAUUUCCAGGGCUCCAGUGUUGGAUUUUGGAGAUGGCUACUACGUUAAUGUCAGCAAAAAGUAGAAUGAAUUUGUUGUGGCUAACAAUUGUCUAUAAACAGGAGAAAGAUCC